AUGGCUACCUUACCUCUUAAAAUCUUUUGCGCCGUGAGCGGUGGGGUUUUGGCCUGUAUCAGUUAUUUCAAAGUGCGGGAACCGGACGACUCUUACCGAUUGAUCUUGAAGGACAGACCGGAAGAGCGACUGGCCAGACUCACGAAACGAGAGCGACGCUUUGUCGAAUUCGCCUCGGCAGAAUAUGCUGGUCAAAUCUUCAUGACACCCGGUGACUUUCUGGCAUCCGUACUGGAGCGAAACCCGAAGCCAUGUAUCCGAAGGAAAAUUCUUACCCAUGAUGAGCUCGCAUAUUUUCACAGGCAUGUUCCACCGGUUGGGCAGAAUACCACCAUGCUAUUCCGGAAGCUGUCCGAUUCGGGAAUCUUAUCGUUCGCUGAUUACUUGUUCCUGCUAUCGGUGCUAACUCGACCCGAGAGUGGAUUUCGCAUUGUCUUCGAUAUGUUCGACACGGAUGGGAACCAACGGAUCGAUCACAGUGAGUUUAUAGUGAUUCAGAAAAUUUUGGGCAGAACUCUAAAAGAACGUAGCGACGAUGAAGACACGAUCAAAACUUUGUCUCGACUGACGUCCAGGACAGAUCGCCAAAUAUCUGCAAAUGAAUAUACCGCAGCCAGAAAGGACAUUGUGACUACCUUACAAGUCCAUUUCUUCGGUAUUCAUGGAAAUGGCACCCUGAGGUAUGCUGAAUUUUACAACUUUAUGAAGCAUCUGCAACAGGAAGUGCUGCAAAUAGAAUUUGGAAGAUAUUCAAGAGGCAGAAACUUUAUUUCCGAUGAGGAAUUCGCUCAUUUACUGCUAAGCUACAUGAAUUUGAAACCACAACAAUAUGAUCAAUAUUUGCAACGCAUUCACAACAUCGGCGUUAGUCGCCAUUCAGUAACUUACGAAGAAUUCGAAUCAUUUUGUCAAGUUUUGCACAAUCUGGAUGAUUUCGUAGUGGCGAUGCGAUUUUUCUAUUCGGUCAAGAAAGCUAUUUCAAAAGAUGAAUUUGCUCAGGCUGUGAGAAUAUGUUCUGGUAAAAAGGUGGAUGCCCAUCUAAUCGAUCUGGUAUUCGCGUUGUUUGAUGAGGACUGCGAUGGAUAUGUGUCGUUGAACGAGUUUCUCCUGAUGAUGAAGAACAAGUUACGCUUCCGUUGCGAUCAUCAACCGGUUGGUGUGAAAGCGUUCAAAAGAUGCAUGCGGCAAGAGAUGAGAUAUUAA
Messenger RNA from Aedes aegypti (yellow fever mosquito), 1203 nucleotides. RefSeq names its product calcium uptake protein 3, mitochondrial. The record is from RefSeq and is a predicted model, not a curated record. Gene Ontology annotation, molecular function: calcium ion binding. Gene Ontology annotation, biological process: mitochondrial calcium ion homeostasis; calcium import into the mitochondrion. The coding region runs from base 1 to 1203 and encodes 400 amino acids. Gene Ontology annotation, cellular component: uniplex complex. Lineage: Eukaryota; Metazoa; Arthropoda; Insecta; Diptera; Culicidae. The transcript has a single exon.